GAAGAGCAAGGAAGUAGUGUGGGGUUGACAGGCCCAAUUAUUUACUUCCUUUAACGCCGCUGUUCCCUCUAGAACUUUCUGUGGUUUCAGACGAAAAGGACGGAGAGUGGACCCAUGGCAACUUGCGGGCGUUACUCUGAUAGUUUCAUAGAUGAGGAUCCUAGGAGGGCCCUUGAGGAACUAAAUGAAGCAAUUGGAGAGAAAGCAGAUAAUGCUGAAUGGCUCUGCCAGCGAGCUUAUGCCUAUAUUCUGUUGAAAGAGUACACCAAAGCAAUUGAUGAUGCCAAGAAAGCCCAAGAGCUGCAGCCAGGACUAGCACUUUCCUUUCUAAGAAUAGGAAUUGCGGAGUAUCACCUUCAUAACUUUGUUACUGCUCAUCAGGCCCUCACAGCAGGAAGAGAGCUUGACGGUUCUGUUGAAGAAUUUCAAACAUGGAUGCAGCACUGUGAAAAUGAAAUGGCGACACACAUUCCAAACAAAACUUCAGAUUUGCAGCAGCAAACUACAACCCAUGUCAAACAUGACUGGUACCAGACAGAGUCUCAAGUUGCAGUUACCAUCAUGGUAAAAAAUGCCAAGAAGGAGGGUGUGAUUGUCAGCUUUGGUGAAAGGGAGCUGACAGCUGUGGUAAAGCUUCCAUCAGGAGAGGAUUAUUCUCUGAAGGUUCAUCUUCUUCAUCCUAUUGUCCCUCAGCAAAGCACAUACAAGAUCCUUUCAACCAAGGUAUGAUUAAAACAUGCUUGU
Molecule: messenger RNA, 744 nt
Organism: Danio aesculapii
Lineage: Eukaryota; Metazoa; Chordata; Actinopteri; Cypriniformes; Danionidae
Gene: sugt1
Product: SGT1 homolog, MIS12 kinetochore complex assembly cochaperone
Exons: 10
Coding region: 115-729 (204 amino acids)
Biological process (GO): protein stabilization
Molecular function (GO): protein-folding chaperone binding
Source: RefSeq, a predicted model, not a curated record